Molecule: messenger RNA, 1102 nt
Organism: Oldenlandia corymbosa var. corymbosa
Lineage: Eukaryota; Viridiplantae; Streptophyta; Magnoliopsida; Gentianales; Rubiaceae
Source: the annotation of a GenBank genome assembly
CUUCUGUCUUCCUCUUGAAUCUGCACUGUUAUGAAUUCUUAAGGAAUUUUUGUUGCUCACAUUGUUUAUCUUUAUUUAAUUUCCCGAGUAUACAUUGAUUUUUUCUUUCUCAUAAUUUUUUUUAGAAAAACACACUCAAAUUUGCAAUUUAAGAUUGAUGUCUUUGGAAGUUGGAGCAAAUGUUUCUAGUUCACUUCAUGAUGAUGAUCAUGAGGGGGAAAAAAGUGGAGUUGAAGAGAGUGGUGAUGAAGGAGAGGACAGCAUGCAUAGAGCCAUGAGUGAAGCUUCUUUUUACACCACUCAAGAUGAAGAUGAAGAUGAUGAACAUCACCACAAGAUUCAAGUUGGACCUAAAUUGACACUCAAAGAACAAUAUGAAAAGGACAAGGACGACGAGAGCUUGCGAAGAUGGAAGGAGCAACUCCUAGGAAGUGUUGACUUAAAUAAUGUUGAAGAAGUGGCAGAACCAGAAGUGCAAAUACUGAGCCUCUCAAUCUGUUCACCUGGAAGACCUGAAAUUGUUCUUCCCAUUCCUCAAGAUGGGAACCCUCAAGGGUUGUGGUUUAGCUUGAAAGAAGGAAGCCAUUACAACUUGAAGUUCCAUUUCCAAGUCAGCAAUAAUAUUGUUUGUGGCUUCAGGUACACCAACACUGUCUGGAAAUCUGGUCUCAAAGUGGUUGGCCGGAAAGCGAUGAUCGGAACAUUUAGUCCGCAGAAAGAAGCUUACACUUACGAGAUGCCGGAAGAGAUUACACCCAGUGGAUUUUUCGCCAGAGGUUCUUAUUCUGCCAGAUCAAAGUUUGUUGAUGAUGAUAACAAGUGCUACUUGGAAAUCCAUUAUACGUUCGAUAUUCGGAAGGACUGGGCAGAUCCCUAGCUAUAUAACUCUACGAUUGAAAGCAAAAGUUUUCUUGUUCCUUUCUUCUGUCAUUCCCUUCUUCUAUGAAGAUUGAAAUAUUUUUUUCGGCCUUUGCAUUUUGGUAUAAAGAAUGGAGAGAACUCUUCCCCGAAUUUUGGUCAAUGGAUCGUGAAAUUUGUAAUUGUAUGUUACAGUAGAGCUAUCUAUCGGUUUAUAUUGAUAAUUCUAUUUUUGAAAUUUUAG